Molecule: messenger RNA, 1013 nt
Organism: Clarias gariepinus (North African catfish)
Lineage: Eukaryota; Metazoa; Chordata; Actinopteri; Siluriformes; Clariidae
Gene: eef2kmt
Product: eukaryotic elongation factor 2 lysine methyltransferase
Exons: 8
Coding region: 7-978 (323 amino acids)
Source: RefSeq, a predicted model, not a curated record
GAGGAAAUGAGCUUUGAGACUUGUCAUGACGUCACGUGUCGUUUCCAGUUGUCGUUUUUCGCCAUGUGUCGUUUAAACACGUUUCCCUGGAAGUCCUUAGAAACUGAACUCCAAAACUCAUCACCAGGAGUAAUUCUGGACAUUUUAAAAAAGACGUGUCUUCAUUCUGUAUGUCGGAAAAAUCCACCGUCUGUGAAGUACAGGAGACUCUUCCUGUCCGAACUCAUUAAAAAGCAUGAGGCGACUGCGUCCGAGCCUUUGGAUGAGCUGUACGAUGCUUUAGGCGAAGUCAUGAGCGCUGAAGAGGAGACAGUGUGUUAUAAAACUUAUUUCCUGCCGUCAGGAGAGCCGGUGAGUCUGGAAGAGAACGUAGCGAUGAUCUCAGAGGGCACCACCGGCCUCGUCACGUGGGAGGCGGCCCUCCACCUGGCCGAGUGGGCGCUGGACAACACACACGUCUUCGCUGGAAAGACGGUGCUGGAGCUGGGCAGCGGAUCCGGACUCACCGGUGUCGCAGUGUGCCGCGCCUGCAAGCCCAAAAAAUACACGUUCACAGACUGCCACCAGAGUGUGCUGCAGAGACUGCGGAAUAACAUCCAGCACAACGGGUUACAGGAACAGGAGGACGACACAGGCGUGUCGGUGUGUGUGGAGGAACUGGACUGGGAACACGUACGAGACGAAGAGCUGAGGAGGAUCGGGGCGGAGACAGUCAUCGCAGCAGACGUGGUGUAUGAUCCCGAGAUCGUCAGCUGUCUGGUGAAACUACUAGCGAAACUGAUAAAGAGUCAGAAGAACCCUCCGGAGGUUUAUAUCUCCUCGACCGUACGCAACCCAGGAACCUACACCUGCUUCAAGAACCAGCUGGAAAAGGCUGGAUUGAAACACGGCAUUGUUACGAAUCCCAUCAGUCAAGUGUUCCCGUACGACCGACACGGGAUUUCUAUCGAAAUCAUCAACGUGCACGCUGCUGGCUGAAUCCUGAACGUAAUAAAGUGCUUAUUUACAUCGUA